Messenger RNA from Lachancea nothofagi CBS 11611, 2646 nucleotides. The record is from the annotation of a GenBank genome assembly. Lineage: Eukaryota; Fungi; Ascomycota; Saccharomycetes; Saccharomycetales; Saccharomycetaceae.
AUGUCAAGACUUAUAGUCAAAGGACUUCCCAAAUAUUUGGUGGAAGACCGCUUGAAAGAACACUUCUCUAAGCGCUUGGCCCAAAUUCACCAAAAUGAAGACAUCUCUGAAGCUAUAACCGAUGUUAAAAUCUUGAAAAACAGAGCUGGCGAAUCUAGAAGGUUUGCGUUUGUUGGUUUCCGCAACGAAAGUGAUGCAUUUGACGCUGCAAGCUAUUUCGAUCAAUCCUUCAUUGACACUUGCAAAGUUGAGGUUACCGUGGCAAAGAGUUUUGCUGACCCCAAUGUGCCUCAGCCGAUGCGCGAGAAAAGACGUGAAGCUUUGAAAAGGCUGCGUGAGCGUGAAGACAAGUUGCUCGAGGAAGAGAACGCCAAGAAGCCCAAACAACAACCCCGCAACACGCCCAGAGCCGAUCUUGAUGCCGAGAUCAAAAGCAACAAGCAACUUCAAGAGUUUAUCGAUACUAUGAAACCAAGCUCGAAGGUAGCGUCCUGGGAUAACUUGGGCGGUGCCGUAGCAUCUACCAGUGACUCACAGAUCCCUGACUCACGGCCCGAGGCUCCACAAGGAAACUCUCUGCUGGCGCAGGCGUUGGCCAUGAAGUCCGAAGAUACUAGUGGCAGAAAUGACAACGGUGAGAGAAGAAAUGCCGAUCAGUUCAAGUUGCGUGAAAACGAGAGUGACGACGAAUACACCAAUCUAGAGGGUAAUCAAGAUACAGGUGAAGUAGCAGAAGAAGAACCAACUGUCAAGCUAGAUGACUUCAAGGGCGGAAAUGACUCCGCGUUUGCUCAGGACGAACAGAUUUCUGAUCUUGACUGGCUGAAGCAGCGUCGUAUUAGAAUUAAAGACCGUCCUGAAGGCGCAGCUCUCGACGAAUUGGCAGCACCAACUCAUGAUAUUCCAGAACAGGAGACCGAAGAGGCUUUAGAUGUAGUCAUUGAGCCUGAACAGCAAGAAGUUGACACAACGGAAGAGGAGAAGGUGAUAGAAAAGAUCAAAUCUACUGGCCGCUUGUUUCUGCGAAACAUCCUAUACACCGCCACCGAAGUCGAUUUUAGAAACCUUUUCUCGCCAUUUGGUGAGCUAGAUGAAGUUCAUGUUGCUCUAGAUACGAGAACCGGUAAGUCUAAAGGUUUUGCGUACGUUAUGUUCAAGAACCCCGAUAGUGCGGUUAACGCGUACGUCGAACUGGACAAGCAAAUCCAUCAAGGAAGACUGCUCCAUAUUCUACCUGCUGAUGGAAAGAAAUCCCAUCGGAUGGACGAGUUUGACUUGAAAAAUCUACCGCUUAAGAAACAAAGGGCUUUGAAGCGAAAGGCCAAUGCUUCUCAAUCUGCUUUCUCCUGGAACUCUUUGUACAUGAGUCAAGAUGCUGUGCUUGGCAGUGUUGCAUCUAAACUAGGCCUGCAAAAAUCCGAUUUGAUAGAUGCCACUGAUGCAGGUGCCGCUGUCAAGCAAGCGUUAGCUGAGGCUCAUGUCAUAGGCGAUGUCAGAAAGUACUUUGAGUCAAAAGGUAUGGACUUGGGCAAAUUCGAACAGUUGAAAUCCGCCAGUGACCGCGAUGACACUGUCAUCUUAGUGAAGAAUUUUGCAUUCGGAACUACUUUAGCAGAAUUGGCCGACUUAUUUACGCCUUUUGGUAAGCUUCAAAGGCUUCUAAUGCCACCUGCUCAAACAAUAGCUGUUAUUCAAUUCCGUGAUGUGACAGCUGCGAGGGCUGCAUUCAGCAAACUAUCCUAUAAAAGGUUCAAGGAUGGUAUUUUGUAUCUGGAAAAAGGUCCCAAGAAUUGCUUUAAUAGAGAGCCAAAAGGAGAUGAACUGGUGGAUGAUUCUCAAGCUAGUGAAAACAUUGACGCAAAGGAAGCAAAGGCAACAGGCGAGGACGUCAUGCAUAUUGGCGCUUCUAGUGAAGUCAAUGAAGAAGCCACGGAUGACGUGCUAGAUGGACCAACUGUCUCCAUUUUUGUCAAGAACUUGAAUUUCUCUACGACUAGCCAGCAGUUGAGUGACAAAUUCAGACCCUUCAGUGGGUUUGCUGUCGCUCAAGUAAAGACGAAGCCAGAUCCUAAAAAUAGCGGAAAAACGCUUUCAAUGGGAUUUGGUUUUGCCGAGUUCAAAACAAAGGAACAAGCCGUGGCAGUAAUUAACGCACUAGAUGGUUCAGUUUUGGAUGGCCACAGAGUCCAGUUAAAACUGUCACACAGACAAGGUACUGCGACGUCAGCUUCUGACAAAUCGAAAAAGAAAGCCAGCGGUAAAAUCAUCGUCAAGAAUUUGCCAUUCGAAGCCGAACGUAAACAGAUUUUCGAAUUAUUCAGUUCUUUUGGACAGCUUAAGUCUGUUCGAGUACCUAAAAAAUUCGACAAAUCUGCCAGAGGUUUCGCAUUUGUUGAAUUUCUGUUGCCCAAAGAAGCCGAACACGCAAUGGAACAGUUACAAGGAGUCCAUUUGUUGGGUCGUAGAUUAGUGAUGCAGCAUGCCGAACAAGAGCCCCAAGAUGCCGAGGAGCAAAUAGCAAGAAUGACAAGAAAGGUCAAGUCUCAAGUAACGACCCAAGAGCAUGCCGCCAUGAGAAACGGAGGUCGCAGGAAAAUAGAUUUGGAAGAUGAAGAUGAUGAAAACAACGGUUUGAAUGGUAUUUAG